This is a messenger RNA of Pongo pygmaeus (Bornean orangutan), 8433 nucleotides long. Its product is annotated as nuclear pore complex-interacting protein family member B13. Lineage: Eukaryota; Metazoa; Chordata; Mammalia; Primates; Hominidae. The coding region runs from base 637 to 4683 and encodes 1348 amino acids. The transcript has 10 exons. The record is from RefSeq and is a predicted model, not a curated record.
GUGGCUGCUCUUUUGGCUCCUCCUGCUGGGAUUUAUCAGCCAUCACCCCACCUAUGUGAGUAGACGCUGGACCCGCGGGGUUUCUUCCUUGUUAGCAGGCUGUGUCACGCGGCAUGAAAUUACACAGCUCAGGCCUGUAAUCCCAGCACUUUAGGGGGCCGAGGUGGGCAGAUCACUUGAGUCCAGGAGUUGAAGACUAGCCAGGGCAUCAUAGCGAAACCCCAUCUCUACAAAAAAUUCCAAAAAAGAUUAGUCGGGCCUGGUGGUGCGUGCCUGUUAUCCCAGUUACCGGAGAGGCUGAGGUGGGAGGAUCCCUUGGGCCUAAGAGCUGGAAGUUGCAGUUAGCCGAGAUGGCCCCGCUGCACUCUUCUCUCAGAAAAACAAAAUGGACCAAAACAAAGUGAAAUAUCAUUUGAUUUGUGUCAUCUGGUUUGAUGACUUUUUUUUUUUUUUUUAGACAGAGUCUCACUCUGUCACCCAGGCUGGAGUGCAGUGGCAAGAUCUCAGCUCACUGCAACCUCCGCUUCUGGGGUUCAAGCAAUUGUCCUGCCUCAGCCUCCUGAGUAGCUGGGAUUACAAGCGCAGACCACCACGCCCAGCUAAUUUUUCUAUUCUUAGUAUAGACGGGGUUUCACCAUGUUCGCCAGGAUAGUCUCCAUCUCUCGACCUCGUGAUCCGCCUGCCUCAGCCUCCCAAAGUGCUGGGAUUACAGGCGUGAGCCACCGCGCCCGGCCAAAAUAUAUAACCUUAAGUGUUAUCAAUUCUCUGCCUGAUGAUUUUCAUCCUGGGACUGACUUUUGUGGAAUUCCUUGGAUAGUUAUCAUUAUUGCGUUUCUGGGAAUUUCUACACUUGCCAUUUUCCUCUGGAAAACUAGCCUUUGUGUGUCUUUCCUCAAGACUGUCUUAAAGUCACAAAAUGUACAUGACGGAUCCAAGGAUGUACAGCGGAAAGCCUGGAGGUCCAAUAGCCGUAGCCGGGAAGGAAUUAAAUUUGGCCUGGAAGACCUCUUUACUUCAUGGAGACAUAUGGAAGCCAAAGUUCGAGCUGAAGUCCGUAAGGUGACAGGGAAGGUCAACAGUCAUUACAAAAUCAAUGGACAGAGGAAGACUGCCGAGGAAGAGAAACAAAACAUGAAAGAAUGUGAGCAAGCAGAAAACAAGAGGCAGCUAUCAGAGGCAGAGGAGAAUGGGAAAUCGGAUAUGAAAGAAAUACACACCCAACUGCAACCGUUUCAACGCAGGCAAGAGUUGCAGCGGCAGGCAGAGGACUGCUACAGAUGCAAAAUCGCCCCUUCUGCAAGAAAGCCUCUUGCCAACUCAGGAAGUUUGUUUGUUUUCCUUGCUUUUGGACAUAGUCUGCCAGGUCAGGACAUGGAUGUAUUUUUCUCCCCACACCUCUGUGCUCAAGCCUUGCAAAGGUGGAUGGCAGAGAAGAAGGCUGCCUACAAGCGGCACAGGUGUGAAAUGAGGCAAAAGCAGAGAGUGCCAGAGAGACGCAUGAGUCAGCAGCCAGUCCAGGGACGACCGGGCCUAGAGAACCCUUUCUGGAGGGAUUCAGGACCUCAUUGGGUUCCCAUGAGGAACAGCAGCGGCGUCCCAGCUGAAAACACAGAGAAGACAAAGGUCAGGAUGGCGGCAGUGGAGCACCAUCAUUCCUCAGGGUUGCCCUACUGGCCCUACCUCACGGCUGAAACUUUAAGAAAAAGGAUGGGCCACAAGCCACCUCCUCCAACUCAGUGUUAUCUGAGAGGUCAACCACAUCCAUCAGUUAAAGGGUGUCUGAGACUGCUGACUCUUUCUCGACUACAGUGUCCACUAGGACCUCAACCACAUUCUACAACUGAUGAUUUUCUGAGAAGAGAGACACUUCAAGACGAGUGUGCCCUGGGACCUGAACCACUUCCUCGAGCUGAUGAUUUUCCGAGACUCAAGACACCUCCCGAGGGUCUUUUCAUACCAAUUUCCCCUUCUCCAGUUGAUUCUCUGAGCCUUAAGACACCUCCCGAGUGUCUUCUGGUACCCCGUCCACCUUCUCCAGUUGAUGAUUUUCUCACACCACAGGCACCUCCCAUCGAGCGUCAUCGCCUGGGACCUGUAGCAUUUCCUCGAGCUGAUGAUUUUAGGAGACCCAAGGAACCUCCCGACUGUUUUUUCGUACCCCUUCCACCUUCUCCAGUUGAUGAUUCUCUGAGCCUGAAGACACCUCCCGAGUGUCUUCUGGUACCUGUUCCACCUUCUCCAGUUGAUGAUUUUCUGAGACCACAAACACCUCCCGUCCAGUGUCACCUGAGACCUGUACCAUUUCAUCGAGCUGAUGAUAUCCGGAGACUCAAGAAACCUCCUGACUGUUUUUUCGCACCCCUUCCACCUUCUCCAGUUGAUUCUCUGAGCCUGAAGCCACCUCCCAAGUGUCUUCUGGUACCCCUUCCACCUUCUCCAGUUGAUGAUUUUCUCACACCACAGGCACCUCCCGUCAAGCGUCGUCACCUGGGACCUGUGGCAUUUCCUCAAGCUGAUGAUUUUAGGAGACCCAAGGAACCUCCCGACUGUUUUUUCUUACCACUUCCACCUUCUCCAGUUGAUGAUUCUCUGAGCCUGAAGACACCUCCUGAGUGUCUUCUGGUACCCCUUCCACCUUCUCCAGUUGAUGAUUUUCUCAUACCAGAGGAACCUCCCAUCAAGCGUUGUCGCCUGGGACCUGUAGCGUUUCCUCGAGCUGAUGAUAUCAGGAGACUCAAGAAACCUCCUGACUGUUUUUUCGCAGCCCUUCCACCUUCUCCAGUUGAUGAUUCUCUGAGCCUGAAGCCACCUCCCGAGUGUCUUCUGGUACCCGUUCCACCUUCUCCAGUUGAUGAUUUUCUCACACCACAGGCACCUCCCAUCGAGCGUCGUCGCCUGGGACCUGUAGCAUUUCCUCGAGCUGAUGAUUUUAGGAGACCCAAGGAACCUCCCGACUGUUUUUUCUUACCACUUCCACCUUCUCCAGUUGAUGAUUCUCUGAGCCUGAAGACACCUCCUGAGUGUCUUCUGGUACCCCUUCCACCUUCUCCAGUUGAUGAUUUUCUCACACCAGAGGAACCUCCCAUCAAGCGUUGUCGCCUGGGACCUGUAGCAUUUCCUCGAGCUGAUGAUAUCAGGAGACUCAAGAAACCUCCUGACUGUUUUUUCGCAGCCCUUCCACCUUCUCCAGUUGAUGAUUCUCUGAGCCUGAAGCCACCUCCCGAGUGUCUUCUGGUACCCGUUCCACCUUCUCCAGUUGAUGAUUUUCUCACACCACAGGCACCUCCCAUCGAGCGUCGUCGCCUGGGACCUGUAGCAUUUCCUCGAGCUGAUGAUUUUAGGAGACCCAAGGAACCUCCCGACUGUUUUUUCUUACCACUUCCACCUUCUCUAGUUGAUGAUUCUCUGAGCCUGAAGACACCUCCUGAGUGUCUUCUGGUACCCCUUCCACGUUCUCCAGUUGAUGAUUUUCUCACACCAGAGGAACCUCCCAUCAAGCGUUGUCGCCUGGGACCUGUAGCAUUUCCUCAAGCUGAUGGUAUCAGGAGACUCAAGAAACCUCCUGACUGUUUUUUCGCACCCCUUCCACCUUCUCCAGUUGAUGAUUCUCUGAGCCUGAAGCCACCUCCCGAGUGUCUUCUGGUACCCCUUCCACCUUCUCCAGUUGAUGAUUUUCUCACACCACCGGCACCUCCCAUCAAACGUCAUCACCUGGGACCUGUAGCAUUUCCUCGAGCUGAUGAUGUUAGGAGACCCAAGGAACCUCCCGACUGUUUUUUCUUACCACUUCCACCUUCUCCAGUUGAUGACUCUCUGAGCCUGAAGACACCUCCUGAGUGUCUUCUGGUACCCCUUCCACCUUCUCCAGUUGAUGAUUUUCUCACACCAGAGGAACCUCCCAUCAAGCGUUGUCGCCUGGGACCUGUAGCAUUUCCUCGAGCUGAUGAUAUCAGGAGACUCAAGAAACCUCCUGACUGUUUUUUUGCACCCCUUCCACCUUCUCCAGUUGAUGAUUCUCUGAGCCUGAAGACACCUCCCAAGUGUCUUGUGGUACCUCUUCCACCUUCUGCAGUUGAUGAUUUUCUCACACCAAAAACACCUCAACUACAGUGUCACCUGAGACCUGUACCAUUUCAUCAAGCUGAUGAUAUCAGGAGACUCAAGAAACCUCCUGACUGUUUUUUCGCAGCCCUUCCACCUUCUCCAGUUGAUGAUUCUCUGAGCCUGAAGACACCUCCCGAGUGUCUUCUGGUACCCCUUCCACCUUCUCCAGUUGAUGAUUUUCUCACACCACAGGCACCUCCCAUCGAGCAUCACCUGGGACCUGUAGCAUUUCCUCAAGCUGAUGAUUUUAGGAGACCCAAGGAACCUCCUGAGUGUUUUUUCAUACCCCUUCCACCUUCUCCAGUUGAUGAUUCUCUGAGCCUGAAGACACCUCCCGAGUGUCUUCUGGUACCUGUUCCACCUUCUCCAGUUGAUGAUUUUCUGAGACCACAAACACCUCCCGUCCAGUGUCACCUGAGACCUGUACCAUUUCAUCGAGCUGAUGAUAUCAGGAGACUCAAGAAACCUCCUGACUGUUUUGACUGUUUUUUGUUUUGUUUUGUUUUGUGUUUGUUUGUUUUUUGUUUUUUUUUUAUUGUGUUGGAGGAAGGGGUCUGGUAUGUUGUUGAUUCAAUUUAGUCAUCAUUUUUACAACACAUGAAUUCAUUUAAGUAUUGAUUGUGCACCUAUCAUAUGAUACGCAUUUUUUCAUCACUCCCCCACUCCCAGAACCCUAAGCUUUUCUCAUUGUUAGAACUGCUAGUUUAUUUGUAUUUCAGUCACUUUGACUAUAAACUCCUUGAGUGUAGGUGCUUAGAUUUUUUUCACUGCUUAGCCCCCAAUGCCUGUAUAGAGUAAGCUCUUUUUUUUUUUUUUUUUUUGUACCAAAUGCCCAAUGGCCAAUUUAUUCUGUUUCAGUAACAACUAGGCAUCAUUUUCAAAGGGCCAUAUACUGACAACAGACUGCCCAGAAAUUAUCUCCCUAUGUAGGAGAACUACAGAAGACAAGUUCUUAGACUAUAUCCAGGUAGUCCCAGUGUAUAUACAUAAGUCAUGGAAAAUACUAAUAAGCUCAUUAUUGCACCAAUCUGAUACCAAAUCAGUAAGUCAAUUUAGUGCUUAUAAUGUAGUGUUACAUUGAUUUAAUGAUGCUAUUAGUGAUAUUUGCAGUGACUGGACUGGCAUAAACAAUUACUAUUUAGGAUACUCUUUCUCGGUAGAAAAAACACCUAAUUCCACUAAUUGCCUCUAGUUCUGCUUCUAUUAACUGCACACUUUGUACAUGCUAUUAAUCUUAUCAGCUGCUGCUGAGUUAAUUAAAAUUCAUGUCUACAAGCAUAAACCAAAAUGUAUGUAUUCUGAUCACCUUUUAUAUGUUAAAUAAAAAUGUUGGAAGACCAAAUUUAAACAUUAAUUUCCAGAAAGUAAAAAUAUAUUUUAAAAAUGCAUAUGGCAAAUUAACUUAUAAUGAGCUCAAAAGAGGUUGCAAAAAUAAUUUCUCAUUAUGAUGAUAUGAUAACAGUUCAGAAUCAUUUAAGAAUGAUAUGUUCUUAAAGCAAAAAACCACAUGCCAGUCCAUUAUUUUGUAUGGAAAAUAAAAUGUUUUCAGAAAAGCAUUUUUCAUUAUUUGAGUAAAGAACUAUAUCUCAUUAUUAAUUUGCCUUUUUUUUCUCUCUGAAAACACAUAGGAUAUAUUUUAAUUUGUUUUGGUGGUCUCAUAGUCAGUCUGAAAUACAUUUUCUUUUUUUGUUUAUAUUUUGCUAUUUCAGCGUUUAGCAAAUAAUUUGUGAGUAAAUUGUAUAGGUUGAGUCCUGAAUGAAGAGCUCUUAUUUUUAUUUGUUAGAGAAAUGUUAUAUAUAAUAUCCUGUUCAUAUCUAGAAAAAGUGAUUUGAGUUUUAAAAUUUUAUUAUUUAUAACUCUAAUCAUUAGUGACAAUGAACAUAUACUGGAGAGCAUUUUACAAUUAAGAAUGUGACAAUAUAUUUUAGCUACAUUCACUUAUUAAUAAUGAAAUUAGGUAGUAAUAAGAUAUGAUUAAUCUUAACUGGAUUUUAUUUAAGAAAAAUCAUUCUAUUUGGGUCAAAUAUGAAAUGAAAAUAAGUGUCCCUGUGUCUUAGAUGUAUUCCUUAAAUAUUCAAGCUGCCUAGAUUCUCUCAAUUGGGAAUUGACAAGUGUUAUUAUAACAUCGUGUUCAUUGGAUGGUAACAGCUCUGUGUUGUCAUGUGGUUUUUGCUUUAAGAACAUAUCAUUCUUAAAAUAUAUGAAUACAGUGUCAUAUAUAUGUGUACACAAAAUUUAUAUAUAUACUUCAUAUAUGGAUUAGUUGCUAGAAACUGAAUUCCCUUCCAACAACAGAAAAAGGUGAUAAGAUGGAUGAUGGGUUAUGAUUUAUUUUAUCUCUAGUGGGGAAAAAAACCUCUUCAAAACUAUAGUAUUGUUGAUUUCAAGUUUAACUCAGAAAAAAAAAAUUGCAUCAGGUAGAACUUUUUUUCACUCUUUCUUUUUCUAUAUUAUUAUUAAAACAAAUAUAUCCCAAUGUUGAUGCCCUUUUUAUUUUAUUCAUAGCUUUUGAGGCACGUUUCAUAGCUCUAAUACACCUGUGUAUAUUCCCAGACUCCUCACUGUUAAGUGAAAAAUCAGUUUUCCUUUCUUGCCUUUUUUAACUUAUAUUUAAAUAGGACACAUUCAUGCAUGCCUUCCUUCUUGAAAUUCUUUCCUGCCCUGGCUUUCUUGACAACAUUUUAUGCGGUUCUCCUCCUACCUACGUGAUAUUGCCUUCUCAGUGUCCAUUAUGGGCUCUUACUCUAAAAUGAAGCCUUCUCCAAGUUUCCAUUUUUGGCCCUAACCUCUUGCCUUGCUGUCAUUCUGAAAAGGUAAAUCUUAUUUCUUCCUUAUGUCAGCUACCAACUCCACCGAACUACUUUCAAAACAGCAUCUCUGACCUUUAAUUACAGGUACUCAAUAUUAUAUAGUACAGCUUCCGAAGUACUGCACAAUUGAAUCUAUGUCACUAUCUCCCAAACUGGACUCAUUUUCUAUCCUUUAAAUACGUGUCUCCGUCUCAGCUAAACCCACUAUGUUCGAGAAAGUGGAAUUACCUUUUUGUUCCACUCAGCACAAUGGACUGUGUUGGACAUCUUAUUUACUGGUCUACAUAGACCAAUGAAAGCUCAGCUCUGUGAGGUUACAGUCUGUUUCUUAUCUAUUUUAUUCACCAUGUUCAUGUAGUUCUACUUUCUCAGAAGAAAAGAUGUAUUGCAGAGUGACCCUUCUUUGUCACCCUUCCCCACGAUCAGUUAGUCCCCAAGUCCUUCUUAUUCCUUAUCCAAAAAGCCAUCCCUUGCCCAGCCACAUUUUUUUAGUUCAUUCUUUUUAUCAUCCGUGACUUCAAAUAGUAUAAUAGCUCCCAAUCACUUUUUCUGCUUCAAUUCUAUUUUUAUAUUUACCUCCUCUUGAUUAAACUUUGCAAUGAUUCCAAUUAUUUACGAUGCCAUAAAAAUCCCUUUUUUAUGCAGCUGCUACUUGUUCCAAUGUCAUCUCCCACUCUGUACUUUCCAGGAGCUACAGCAUCUACCCACACUGACUAAUUUUAAAUUUACUAAACACAUGAACCUGAGGUAACACGCUAUGCUCCUAUCAUAUGGGAUGUAUAUAGAUAUUGACAUUAUGAGUUAGAGACAUCAAUAUACGUAUAGAUACUGGCAUAAUCAAAAAGAUGUAGAUGUACAGAUAUAGAUAGAUGCAGAUACACAUAUUUUUAAUCACCUCCAGCCAAUUCUUCUUCAAGUGUAUGAUCUCCAUGAAGCUCUCCUCCCCUCUAUGCAUGUUGAGAAGCACAGUGUUCACCAUGUGUUCCUAUACUAGCCUGAGAGUAUCUCUGUUAAACGAUAUUGAACAUUGCAUUUACAUGUCUGGACUAUAAACUCCUUGAAAGUAAAGAUGGUGUAUCUUCGUAUGUGACACAGUUGUCAUGGAAUCAGUCAUUUUAAAAGUUUGUUGAAAGAAGAUGUGGAAUUUAAAAAUAACAAUCUUUAUUAAUUACCAAAUCAGUCUAUCAUGUAAAAAAUUAAAAUGUGCCUAUCCAAGUAACAGUGGCAUAGAGAACCUCGGGUUAGAAUCUUGUCAAUAAAAAUUCAUUUCAGAACUCUUCCUUAAAGUAUAUAGUUAUUCAGUAAUACUUAUCGUGAGAAAAAAAUCACAAUAUAGGAAAUAGAAGGAAUAAAUAUUUACUCAUGUAAAGUAUAAUUUGAGCAACAGUUGGAACACCCUCCUCUUUUUGCUCUUUUUAAACUGUUAAUAAGAAAAUUUUAUAUUAAGAGGGCUUUUGGUUAAAAUUCAAAUCACUUUGAGAGACGUAACAAUAAACUAUUUUUUAUUUUGUUUGCAAAA